Messenger RNA from Guyanagaster necrorhizus, 1209 nucleotides. Its product is annotated as mannose 6-phosphate receptor domain-containing protein. The transcript is spliced from 4 exons. Gene Ontology annotation, cellular component: late endosome. The record is from RefSeq and is a predicted model, not a curated record. The coding region runs from base 1 to 1209 and encodes 402 amino acids. Lineage: Eukaryota; Fungi; Basidiomycota; Agaricomycetes; Agaricales; Physalacriaceae. Gene Ontology annotation, biological process: vacuolar transport.
AUGAAGGCGCCUCUUCUCCUCUCUAUACUAUCAUUAUCGUAUUCAAUAUUGGCGGUUGUAGCAGACGAAAGGCCGUGCACAAUUCAUGCCUCCAAUGGUGACUACUUUGAUCUGAACCCUCUCAAGGCCAGCAAGGACUACACAUUCUCCUCACCGGGUGGGAAGGAAUUUAGGAUUAAUGUAUGCAGGUCAGUCGCGUCUGAGACUUGGGGUCUUGACGACCCCGACGUUGGUGGAGUUGUUAGACGGGACCACGGAGAUUUCUCGCUUGGAAAGACCAACACGACUUUGGACCUUUCACCCGAAAAUAUCGUCCGGAUAGUACUGACUUCUGGUUCACGGUGUAAUUCCCAAUAUACUGCCAACACUGUCAUUGAAUUCAUCUGCGAUACUGCUGUUUUUGGCGCUGGGGCACCCAAACUUCUCGCACAACUGCCUCAAGGAGAUGAUGAAGCCUGUGCAUUCUUUGUGGAAUGGCGAACACAUGCAUGUCCCACUACCUUUUCAUUUGCUUGUCCUACCGGCGAACGCUCAGGACCAUGGGGAUUUUUCGCAUCCCUUAUUGUCAUCAUUCUUGUCCUUCUAAUGCUCUACCUUACCCUUGGAACUCUUCACAACCGAUACGUGCUACGCCUACAUGGAUUCGACCAGAUUCCACAGUUCAACGUCGACUCAAUGCGGUACCAUCUCAAAGAGGGCCUAGAUUUGUUUAAAGACUGGAUGGCAGGGAUGUACGAAGGUGGUCAGGGUGCAGGCUGGUCGCGCUCCAGUCAAGGCGGUGCCGGUGGAUUUAGCGGCAGAACCAACCCCGUAAGCCAUCAGAGUGGUGUGGAUACGGGAGAUGGCGAUGGAGGAUUCGUGCGACCGCCUCGUAAUGGAACCGCAGCGAAAACGAACCCUGUCUCACAUCAGUCUCAAGUUCAAAAACUAUCAUCUCAACCUCAACCAGAUCUGCAGUCGCGACAAUAUCAGAAGAAGAAAGAAGAAGGGACCGCUGAGGAGAGGGCUCCAUUUAUGUUGGGUGAGGAUGAUGAAGAUGACGAUGUGACCAACGCUCCUCCGACCCAACCAUCUUCAUUUACGCCAGCUGUCUCUGUGGCCCCGUUAGAGUCGACCGCUACCUCAAUUCAACCUGCUGUUGAGUCUGCCAACAAUGCUGCUGCUUUCAGAGGUCGAGAUUUGGGCAGCGGAAGAGUUACUCGUCUGUGA